Messenger RNA from Heterobilharzia americana, 903 nucleotides. NCBI's taxonomy places the organism in Eukaryota, Metazoa, Platyhelminthes, Trematoda, Strigeidida, Schistosomatidae. The record is from the annotation of a GenBank genome assembly.
AUGUGCGAGACGAACUGUCAUGUUGUGAGCCCGAUAAAAAGUUUUGUGGCGGGUGGAUUUGGAGGCGCAUGCUGUAUUACAAUAGGUCACCCUUUCGACACUAUAAAGGUGAGGUUGCAGACAAUGCCGUAUGUCGAAGCAGGAGCAACGCCCCUGUACCAUGGAACUUUCGAUUGUAUUAAGAAAACUGUAGCUGCUGAUGGAAUUUCGGGUCUGUACAAGGGUAUGGGAGUACCUAUAGCUGGAGUUGCACCUGUUUUUGCCAUCUGCUUCUUUGGAUUUAAUUUAGGAAAACGAAUUUUUGCGGGGGAUCCAAUGCACCUGAAUGAAAUUCUGAUGGCUGGAAUGUUCUCUGGUGUUUUUACCACUGCAAUCUUGGGUCCAGGAGAGCGUAUUAAAUGCCUUUUACAGGUUCAGUCUAAUUCAUGUGGAUCUGUGAAGUACAAGGGACCGGCUGAUGCUUUCCGUCAGUUGUAUCGUGAAGGUGGAUUUCGGAGUAUUUUUAAGGGAACAGCUGCCACACUUUUACGAGAUGUUCCCGCAUCUGGAGUGUAUUUUCUCAGUUAUGAAUGGAUAAAGGAAAUACUGAAAAAUCCAUACUCGAAAAAUAAUGAGUUGGGUGUUGGGAAGACGCUAUUCGCUGGAGGAAUGGCAGGUGUCUUCAACUGGAUGGUGGCUAUUCCUCCUGAUGUCUUAAAAUCCCGUUUACAGAGUGCUCCUGAAGGUUCUUACCCAAAUGGUAUCCGGUCGGUAUUCUCUGAACUGAUUGCAAGAGAAGGUUUCUUUGCUCUUUAUCGAGGCGUGAUCCCUGUUAUGCUCCGUGCAUUUCCUGCGAAUGCUGCAUGCUUUCUUGGUUACGAAGUUGCUGUCAAAUUUUUGGACUACGCAUUUCCUAAUCUAUAA